CCCUGGUGACUCGGUCCUCAUCCCGUCCCCGGACGCGGGAUUUGUUUUUGAACACAAUCCGAUGCCCAGCACCCGACCUGCAGAUAAGAAUCGGAAAAGUCAUUUUGUUUCUCCUGGUGACAGAUUAACUCCAGGAAAACAGAGCUAACGCAGAUGGACCGGACGUCCCCAACCUACAUGCUUGCCAACCUGACCCCCUUGCAUUCGGAGCAGCUCCUGCAAGGCCUCAACCUCCUUCGCCAGCACCACGAGCUGUGCGACGUCGUCCUCCGCGUCGGGGACGUCCAGAUCCCCGCCCACAAGGUAGUGCUCGCCAGCAUCAGCCCCUACUUCAAAGCCAUGUUCACGGGCAACCUGUCCGAGAAAGAGAACAGCGAGGUGGAGUUCCAGUGCGUCGACGAGGCCGCGCUGCAGGCCAUCGUGGAGUACGCCUACACCGGGACGGUGUUCAUCUCGCAGGACACGGUGGAGUCGCUGCUCCCGGCGGCCAACCUGCUCCAGGUCAAGCUCGUCCUGAAGGAAUGCUGCGCGUUUCUGGAGAGCCAGCUCGACCCCGGCAACUGCAUCGGGAUCUCCCGAUUCGCGGAGACGUACGGGUGCCACGACCUCUACCUGGCGGCCACCAAGUACAUCUGCCAGCAUUUCGAAGACGUCUGCCAGACCGAGGAGUUCUUCGAGCUCACCCACGCCGACCUGGAUGAAAUCGUGUCCAACGACUGCCUGAACGUGGUGACGGAGGAGACGGUUUUUUACGCGCUGGAGUCUUGGAUCAAGUACGACGUGCAGGAGCGCCAGAAGUACCUGGGCCAGCUGCUGCACUGUGUCCGCCUGCCCCUGCUGAGCGUUAAGUUUCUCACCAGGCUCUACGAAGCAAACCACCUGAUCCGCGACGACCACACUUGUAAGCAUCUCUUGAACGAGGCCCUGAAAUACCAUUUCAUGCCCGAGCAUAGACUUUUCCACCAAACGGUCCUGAUGACCCGGCCGCGUUGCGCUCCCAAAGUACUCUGUGCAGUAGGGGGAAAAGCCGGACUGUUUGCUUGUCUGGAAAGCGUUGAGAUGUACUUCCCCCAGAAUGACUCCUGGAUAGGUCUGGCACCCCUCAGCAUCCCCCGCUACGAAUUUGGCAUCUGUGUCCUUGACCAGAAGGUCUACGUGGUCGGAGGGAUCGCAACCCAUAUGCGACAAGGCAUCAACUUCCGGAAGCACGAAAACUCAGUGGAGUGCUGGGAUCCCGAUGUGAAUACUUGGAAGUCCCUCGAAAAAAUGAACGAGAGCCGGAGUACUCUCGGCGUGGUCGUCCUGGCCGGAGAACUUUACGCCUUGGGAGGUUACGACGGGCAGUCGUACUUACAAUCCGUAGAGAAAUACAUACCCAAAGUUAAAGAGUGGCAGCCAGUGGCACCAAUGGCCAAAACGAGGAGUUGUUUCGCUGCUGCUGUUUUGGAUGGGAUGAUAUAUGCCAUUGGGGGCUACGGCCCCGCCCAUAUGAACAGCGUAGAACGUUAUGAUCCAAGUAAAGACUCCUGGGAAAUGGUCGCCUCGAUGGCUGAUAAAAGAAUUAACUUUGGUGUCGGCGUCAUGCUGGGCUUCAUUUUUGUAGUGGGCGGACACAAUGGCGUCUCGCAUUUAUCGAGCAUUGAGAGAUACGACCCGCAUCAAAAUCAGUGGACUGUGUGUAGACCCAUGAAGGAACCCAGAACAGGAGUCGGUGCGGCGGUAAUCGACAACUACCUUUAUGUAGUGGGCGGUCACUCAGGGUCAUCCUAUCUGAACACGGUGCAGAAAUACGACCCCAUCUCAGAUACCUGGCUAGAUUCGGCCGGCAUGAUGUACUGCCGCUGUAACUUCGGAUUAACGGCACUUUGAUGAGAGGCUUGCUUCCGCGGACCGAGAGUGUGGUGGUAAAUCUUGUUCUGCAUGAAAAGAUGCCCAGUUUGCUGAGACCCGGAAGCUGCACUUAUUUUCUUUUUGUCUCGGAGGAGUAGCGUGAAGACGUGGCUCAAAAUUCAGCUCGGUUUCUCUUUAACUGAUAACUGGCCUCCGGUUGCUCUUGGUUAUAGUGAAAUUGUUAGCGUUGCAGACAGAAUCCCCUAGAAGACCUUUAGCAUAGUGAGGCCGGGCAUCCUCUCCCAAGACUGGCUUAGAGUAGGUUGCCGUAAUGUCGACAGGAGCCGACGUGGAGAAAUUUGAAUGCCGUCAUUUCUUCCUCUCUCCCUCCUCUCUGAUAUGAGACGUGCAGUUUACUGUGAUGGGGCAAGUGAUUGCCUGGGCGUAGUGUAUGAUUGGACUGUCCAUUGACUUUGCCUGUUGGAUAUGUCUUCAUAUUGAAAAUAAAACACCAGUGCUUCACAAUUUUCUACAAACAAUAACUAAAGGGCUGCCUUUUUUUUUUUCCAGUAACUUAAGAUGUGUAAAUAACCAAUGCCGUAGUAGAUUACCUGUCCAUCCUUCUUGCUCAGUGGCUUUAAGACCAGGGAUAAUAAUCGGUAAGAGUUUAGUAAUACAUUUGCAAGAUUAAUGCCUUUAUGGUCAUGAUAUUUUUGGACCUGUUUAAAAAGAAAAAAAAAUCAGCUAUAAACUUUUUACACCUUUUUCGACGUGGGCAGAGUAAUGCUAGAUUAAUUUAGUUAUCCGUCGAUGCUGUGUGUUAUGUAACUGUGGCGAGGGUAGAGUUAGCCUUAGCAGUGAGUCCUUUGUUUUCCUCGACAGCACAGCGGACUUCGCAGCAUUGAUGUACAUAUAUGUAUUGGGAAGAUGUAAAAAUAUCAUCCUUAGCCCUCCUAGGAGUUUUUUUUUCCAGAUAGCCUUUGAUACCAUUUAUUUUUUAAGAAUGUAUGAUUACUUUUUCAAAGUGAGUUAUAAAAAUGGUGCUAACUAUAGGCUGUUACUACAUUCUUACGAUAGUUCAGUAUGCCGAAUGCAUGACAUAUUUUGAUAGUACUCCUCAUUUAUAUUAGCUUGAUUCCUUCGUGUGUAUGAAAACUCUUCAUCCCUCAAUGCCUUCUAGAGUUCAUUACCAUUCUGUGAGUGUGCUAUUGGCCUGAGUUUAUGUUGCAUUCGUGCAGUUUUUGAAUGGGGCAAGGAAGGAUGCAUUACUGGUCCUUUUUUCUUUGUGAUAAUCCUUGGCGGUCCCGAUUUUAAAAUAAUUAAGUGAAAAGCCCUGGGAAACUAUGUAUUUCACAUGCGUAUGCUGGAUGACACUAUUUAAUGGUUCAAAUGGAAAACUGGAAUUCAACAACUGUUUACUUCAAUAGCGGGCUGAAUUUGCAAUUUAAAAAUGAAAUAUAAAGAGGCAAGUCGGUGACUCUACCCAAGGAAAUAGUUAUUUGACACAAGUAACUGAACCCACUGAUGUUCUCCUCACUGAUUGUUAGUCUUACGCGAGGAAUAAGAUUUAACUUGCAUUCGAUCCUGAUGUUCAUGCUUGUGCUAAAUUCCGGUAAUUUGUCCACCCUAACUGUUUUUUCUCCAAUGUCAAAUUAGUUUCUGUGGCUACCCAUUCUUUGUCAAAAAAAACACAAACGUUACAUUAAGUGCUAUAGCAUUCCAGAAGCCAGACUGUCAGCCUGUACUUCAUAUAUUGCUUUCUUAGAAAACCUCAAUGCAGCCCGGCAACACUGCAGUUUUUCUUGUUCUUCCAUAAAUUGAGUUUCAGAUUUGAAUACUAGAAUACGAAGCCCCGUAAACUGCCGCUAAUUAUAUGACAAUAACUAUUGUGGCAUUUAUUAAGUGCUUGCUCUGUGUCAAGCACUGAGUUAAGUUCUAGGUACUUAGGGGAUAACGAGAUCAGACACAGUCUCUGUGUCACCUGGGGCUCCUGAUCUAAGAGGUAGGGAGAGAGCAUUUAAUUUAGAGAGAUUUACCCCCCAUUAUAGAUGUGGAAACUGAGGCAGAGAGCGGGUAUGUGCCUUGGCCGAGGUCACACAGCAGGCCAG
Tachyglossus aculeatus (Australian echidna) is the source of this 3938-nucleotide messenger RNA. It is a transcript of the gene KLHL28, whose product is annotated as kelch like family member 28. The record is from RefSeq and is a predicted model, not a curated record. Lineage: Eukaryota; Metazoa; Chordata; Mammalia; Monotremata; Tachyglossidae. The transcript is spliced from 5 exons. Bases 154 to 1869 code for a protein of 571 amino acids. Gene Ontology annotation, molecular function: protein binding.